This is a messenger RNA of Hordeum vulgare subsp. vulgare (domesticated barley), 2211 nucleotides long. Its product is annotated as probable anion transporter 3, chloroplastic. The record is from RefSeq and is a predicted model, not a curated record. The coding region runs from base 95 to 1651 and encodes 518 amino acids. The transcript has 8 exons. Gene Ontology annotation, biological process: transmembrane transport. NCBI's taxonomy places the organism in Eukaryota, Viridiplantae, Streptophyta, Magnoliopsida, Poales, Poaceae. Gene Ontology annotation, molecular function: phosphate transmembrane transporter activity. Gene Ontology annotation, cellular component: plastid.
UACACGUCACCGUGCACCAAUCCACUUCACCUGAAUCAUCCACCCACCGCUUCCACUCCGGCAGAGCGCACCCAGACGGCGGAGAAAACAAACCAUGGCCCCUCCCGGUCCCGGCCAACUGCUCCCCAUGACCCGCUCGCUUCUGCCUCCCUCCGCUCCCCCCUUCCUCUCCGGCCGCCGCCGCCUGCCUCCUCCCGCCCGCGCUCAAACCUCGCCUCGGCCACCAUGGCAGCCCCGCCGCCCCCCGUGUCCGGCUCCCCUCCAGCCGCUCCGCCCUCUGCCCAGGAACAGGACCCGUCCCGUUGCUCCGCCUCCCGGGGCCUCCGCCGCCGGCGGAGGCGAGGCGCAGGCCCUGGCCGCGGAGUUCAUGACGUCUGAGAGGGUGAAGGUGGCGGCGAUGCUGGGGCUGGCCCUCGCGCUCUGCAACGCCGACCGCGUCGUCAUGUCCGUGGCCAUCGUCCCGCUCUCCCAGGCCUAUGGAUGGACCCCUUCCUUCGCCGGCGUCGUGCAGUCAUCCUUCCUCUGGGGAUAUCUGAUAUCACCUAUAAUUGGUGGAGCGCUUGUUGACUACUACGGAGGGAAGCGAGUCAUGGCGUAUGGUGUGGCUUUAUGGUCCUUCGCUACAUUCCUUUCCCCUUGGGCAGCUGCACGGUCACUGUGGUUGUUCAUCUCGACUAGAAUUCUGCUCGGUGUUGCAGAAGGAGUGGCAUUGCCAUGUAUGAACAAUAUGGUGCUGAGGUGGUUUCCUCGCACUGAACGAUCUAGUGCUGUGGGGAUCGCGAUGGCUGGCUUUCAGCUUGGAAAUACCAUCGGCUUACUUCUUUCCCCUAUUAUCAUGUCACGAACUGGAACAUUUGGACCCUUUGUGAUUUUUGGUUUGUUUGGAUUUCUGUGGGUGCUGGUGUGGAUGUCUGCUAUAACAGGAACUCCUGGUGAACAUCCUCAAAUAUCAGCAUAUGAACUAGAGUAUAUAACAAAGGGUCAGAAAUUGGUGAAACCUCAAGUUCAAGGUGAAAAACUAAGAAAGAUCCCUCCGUUUAGAAACCUACUUUCUAAAUGGCCAACCUGGGCUUUAAUUUCUGCAAAUGCUAUGCAUAGCUGGGGCUAUUUCGUCAUCCUUUCGUGGAUGCCAGUGUAUUUCAAAACCAUAUUUCAUGUCAAUCUGAGAGAAGCUGCAUGGUUUAGUGCAAUUCCCUGGGUCAUGAUGGCAGUUUUAGGUUAUGUGGCUGGUGUUGUAUCAGAUGCACUUAUCCGAAAUGGCACAAGCAUUACUUUAACUCGGAAGAUAAUGCAGACAAUUGGCUUUGUGGGUCCUGGUAUUGCUCUUAUUGGUUUAAAUGCAGCAAAGAGUCCAGCCAUUGCUUCAGCUUGGCUAACUAUUGCUGUUGGUUUGAAGUCCUUUGGUCACUCAGGAUUCCUUGUAAACUUUCAGGAGAUCGCUCCACAAUAUGCCGGAGUGCUACAUGGAAUGGCAAAUACGGCUGGAACAUUUGCUGCCAUUUUAGGAACUAUUGGAGCAGGAUUCUUUGUUGAUCGGAUGGGUUCUUUCCGUGGAUUUUUAACAUUAACAUCACUUCUAUAUUUCAGCAGUGCCCUGUUCUGGGAUGUCUUUGCUACUGGAGAGCGUGUUGAUUUUGAUGGCACUAGCUAGCACCAAAGAGGAAACAUAUAGUAAACAAUUUGAUGAUUCACUGGGAGUAUUGUGGCAUUAUCAUAUCGGACAGUACUGAGAAUUUCCAUGAACCGAGAUGAGCAUUACACAUCCGGACUACCACAUUGUGUGCUUCAAUGUAGUGGAAGUAUGUGGUGAAUUGUCUUAUUGUGGAAGCAGAGUGUCAGAGGUUUAGAUCAUGUGAAUCUUUCCGCUGCAUAAGUCGGAAAUGUGAAUUUCAAGAGUCAAGGAUGCUUGAAGCAUGCCAGAGAAUAAAUGGCGGUGUAGGAGUCAUGCUUUAGGGGUGGCAAACUGGCAAUGGUAGUGGUAGGGAUUGAAAAAUAUUUGCCAGCGUAGUUGAAAGGCUUGAACUAGCGUAGUUUUUGUGGCAAGAGUUGCCCUUGUUUAAAAUGGCUAGCAGAUGUACUGCAUGAUUAGUGAAAAGGUGAGGCCAGGAACCCACAAACAAAGUGGGGAACCUGUUGAGGGUGUAAAGACAGCAAUGUAAGUCGUUGAGGGCAUUUAAACUCAUAAUGUGAGGCUACUGCAAAUAUCCGGAA